Messenger RNA from Orbicella faveolata, 3266 nucleotides. RefSeq names its product protein starmaker-like. Lineage: Eukaryota; Metazoa; Cnidaria; Anthozoa; Scleractinia; Merulinidae. The record is from RefSeq and is a predicted model, not a curated record.
GGCGCCUAAUAGCACCCGGUAGUGGAUCGAUGUUUAGUGGUAAAAUAAUUUGUUUCUUCGCUUAUGUAAUACUGUUUAGUGACAAACAGAAUUAGGUGAUAAAUUCAUUAACCAAAUAACGUCAACCAAGAAGGAAAGAGAUAACAGCUGAGCUGAUAGUAGUUCAAUUUCUACCGAGUUCGGCCUCUCUAAGCUGAGGCGACUUCCUUUUGUGAGUUGGCCCUUUGGUUGAACUGGUCCGCAAUAUUGUGGAUCAGCUGGUGACAUUUGCGAGACUUACCUCGAAACCACUUGCAGUAUUUAGAGAAGUGAGUAAAGAGGAGAGGAAAGAUGGCAUAAAGGCUAGCUGCUUCCUGUUGAACUAAUGGCGUGGUAUUACGGAGUUAACGAGUCAGAAUUAUACGGAUCGAAUUUCUCCACUGUCCUCGCAGAUGCACCGCCUCCGUUAGAUGAUACUUACGAUGAAGACGAAAAUGAAAUAGUGUUCCCAAACGAACUAAAGAAGUUAAAAAAAUUCAACGGGGAAACUAUUGCUGCUUCCAGCAAGAAAAUCCAUUCGAGCGACGAGAAAUUCAGUGAUAAAUCGAAACAUGAUGGGAGUCGAGCGCCUGAGGGUCAAGGUAGUGUCGAAGAAGAUUCCGAUUUUGGUGACUUUGCAGGUUUUGCGGACUUCGGCUCUGCAUUUGGACAAGAGAACAGCGGAGAGUCGCGAGACUGGUUCUCAGGUGAUGAAAAUAGCGUGAAUUCACCACCAGCUGUGAAAACAGCAACUAGCAACCAAGGACGUGACAAUGAAGGCGCCGAUUUUGCAGCAUUUCCGGAGCAUGAGGGAAGUCUGAAUCAAGAAAAUAUUACCAAUGGGAGCUGUGAGCAGGGAAAUUCAAAUGCAAGUGAUAGCAAAAAAAAUUAUAACAAUAGUGAAAAUAGAAAUAAUUCAAUUAAUGGCAGUUACGACAUAGAUUCUGAUGAUGAUUUUGGUGAUUUUGCAAGUGUGGAGAAGAGCACUGGAAGACCUGAAGAGGUCUCCAUGGAUAGUGAAAGCAAAACUGUAGAAAUUCAGCCAGAUCUUGAAAGAGAAUGUGUGUCUAUGGGAAGAACUUGUUCUGAAAGUGAUAUAAAAUCUGACAGAGUGGAUGUCAAAAGUGAAACAAAGACUGUACAGUGUAAUGGUGAUACAGCUGAUAAAGAAUUAGUUAGCCAUUGUGAAGAAUCAACAGUAAACCAUACAUCAGAGGGUUUUUCUAAUGCUGAUAAGGGUCAAGACAAUGAACUUGGAACAAAAAGGGACACCAACAAUGUGGAAAAUGUUCCAAAUGCUGUGACCAAAGAUGAAGAAUCAAGGUCAUUGGACAAGACAUUUGUGGCUGUCCAGCAUGAGGAAUACCACCCUGGUGAUAGUGUUUUGACUGAACCAGAAAGAGAAGAUGACAAAAUAAAAAACAGUGUGGAGGGUGAGAUUUCAUCCAGUAACAAAGGAAAAGAACGCUUAGAAAAUACUAAGACACCACCAGAAUACAAGGAAUUAAAUGAUGAUGGUUUUGGAGAAUUUGCUGACUUUACUGGACCAAUGGUAAAACAACCGUCCGUUGAUAAUGAUGAUGAGGACAAAGAGGAUGAGUUGCACAACAAACAAAUGCCUCAUUCACCAGUGAUUUCUGUGCCAACAGGUGAUGGAAAGGAAGAUUCCUCAUGCGUGCAAGUUGCUUCUGUGCAGAACAAAGGUGAUGAUGAUGAAUUUGGAGAUUUUGGUUCAUUUGGUGAAGGACAUGAUCAAAAUUAUGAAAGUACAACUGACUUCAUUGCAGUCGAUUCUAGAACAGAAUGUCUGUCUGCUCAGAAUGGUGAUGAUGGUGAUGAUGACGACUUUGGAGAGUUUGGUAGUUCUAGUAAUGCAGAAAGCACUUCCCCUCCUGAAGCUCAAAACAGUGGUGAUUUUGGUGACUUCGGUACAUUUAAGUCAGAAACAAAAGAUUCCUGGAAAGUCAAUGGUGGAAAAGAUGACACUGAGGAUUUUGACAUUUCUAAUGCCAAAGGAAAAACUAUACCUAGUGAAGAUGAAAGUGCUAGUGAUUUUGGUGACUUUGGUGCAUUUAAUUCAAUGACAAAAGAUUCCAAUAAUGAGGAUGGUGAUGGGUUUGGGGAUUUUGGCACUUCUAGUUCUGGAGAAAAAACAUUACCAAGCAAAGAUCACGACAAUGAUGAUUUUGGUGACUUUGGUACAUUUAAUUCAAGGACAAGAGAUUCUCAUAACAAUGAUGAUGAUAGCUUUGGGGAUUUUGGCACAUCCAACACUGGAGAAAAAUCAUUACCUAAAGGACAUCAAGACCAUGAUGAUUUUGGUAACUUUGGUGCAUUUGAUUCAAGUACGAAAGAUUCUCAAAAAGAUAGUGACAUGGAUAAUGACUUUGGUGAUUUUGGCAGUUUUGAGUCAAAUUCCAAGAAAGAUGAAAACAAUUCUGAUGACUUUGGUAGUUUUGAGUCAAAUACCAAAGAUGACAAGAGUGGUGAUUCUAAUAGUGACAGGUUUGUGGAUUUUGGAGCCUUUGAUGCACAACCUAAAGAUUCGUCAGACAAGAAUAUAACUGACAAUGAAUUUGGAGAUUUUGGUAGUUUUGAAUCUAGAAUGAAAGAUUUACCAAAAAGGGAACAAAGAAGCUCAAAUGUAAAAGAUUUCCGUGCAUCAGAAUUGAAAGAUGAUGGUAAAUUUGGAGAUUUUAGUACUUCAGCACCACAAAACUGUGAAAAAAAGAAAAACUUACAAAGUGACGAGUUUGGUGCAUUGAAUUCUGUCUCAAAGGACAUCAAUAAUUCCAGAGAAUCCAGUGAUAAUUUUGGCAAUUUAAGCAGUGGAGAUGGAAAAGAAGGCAGUUUUGCAACAUUUCCUACCUCUCGUUCAGAAUCGUCCGCCAGGAGGAAUGAAAACUCAAAACAAAGAGGAACAUCAACCUCAUAUUUUGUUCCUGGCAGCAAUGUCAUUAUCAAGCAAGUAGAAGAUACUUUCUCCCCAUGCUUCAUAUCAGAACAGAGACAUAUUUCACACUGCCAGUGUGAUGUUUUGUCUUCUCGAGUUGAACAAAGUUUGAAAAGGUAGGUUUGAGAGGCUACUUUAACAACAGUAAGCACCAGUCAGGUGUCAACCUGUUAUAGAUUUCUUCCUUAUAUUGGUUGUUUUAUAUAUAUGGGUUGUUGAUCAAGCGUAAGCUGAAUUUUAUGGCUGGAUAUUGGCCAAGUUCUUUUUUUUGUACGUGUAUGGACCAAGAUGGAGG